GACUCGGGAGGAGGAGGAGGGAGGAAGGAGGGAGGAAAAGUUGUUGUGAGGGCGGGGCCGCGUCGGGAGUCGCCGCCGGGAGGGGGCGAGAGAGGAGCUGCCCGCGGGAGCCGCUGGGGACGGGAGAUUCACUGGAAAGAGAAUGAAAUAAACAUGGAGUCUUCUAAACUGAAAUAUAUUUCAUGGGUCACAGUCAAAAGUGAAAAGAAGAUGGAACGAAAUGAGAGAACAGGAGUAUAACGCCUGUCAAGAACUUUCCAUUUUUGUGAUACAUAUAAACUUGCGUUAUAAUACAACUAAUGAUUUAUAGUAAUACUUUACUGAUAGCCCUGGAAGGAGAAAUCAGUUACUGUGCAACUUGCUUAAUACGAACUUUUAUUCUAAUAACUUUUAACAUGUUUUAACCUUAACUGGACACUUUUUUUUUUUUUUUUUAAGUCUGAGAGUUAGAAACUUUGUAUAGCUGUGUUUUAACGGAAAGACUGAUCCUCAUAGAUGGCUGACAGCUGCUCAUGGAAAAUGGUCUUAAACCCAUGAAUGGUUACUAUUGCACAGAGUUGAAUGGAAUGCCGUGACUUUAGAGCAAUUCUCUUAGGACCUUUUUCUUUGCCUUGCACCCAUCAUAUCCUUAAAUAUUUAAGCGUAAAUAUUGCAAUUAUAAAGUCUAAAAAAUAAUGGCAUGGGUGAAAUUCUUAAGAAAACCUGGGGGUAACCUUGGAAAAGUUUAUCAGCCUGGAAGUAUACUGUCCCUGGCUCCUACAAAAGGUUUGUUAAAUGAACCAGGACAAAACAGCUGCUUUCUUAAUAGUGCUGUUCAGGUAUUAUGGCAACUUGACAUAUUUCGACGAAGUUUAAGAGGUUUAACUGGACAUGUGUGUCAGGGAGAUGCGUGCAUAUUUUGUGCUUUAAAGGCAAUAUUUUCACAAUUUCAACACAGUCGAGAAAAAGCACUCCCAUCAGAUAAUAUGAGACAUGCCCUGGCAGAAAGUUUUAAGGAUGAACAGCGUUUCCAGCUUGGAUUCAUGGAUGAUGCAGCAGAAUGCUUUGAAAAUAUCCUUGAGAGGAUUCAUUUUCACCUAGUGCCAAACAGUGAGACAGAUAUGUGCACUUCAAAAUCCUGUAUUUCUCAUCAGAAGUUUGCUAUGACACUGUAUGAACAGUGUGUAUGUCGCAGUUGUGGAGCAUCAUCAGACCCAUUGCCUUUUACAGAAUUUGUGCGUUACAUUUCUACCACAGCCCUGUGUAAUGAAGUAGAAAGAAUGAUGGAGAGGCAUGAACGUCUCAAGCCGGAAAUGUUUGCAGAAUUGCUGCAGGCAGCAAAUACUACUGAUGACUACAGAAAGUGUCCUAGUAACUGUGGUCAAAAAAUAAAAAUUCGUCGUGUUCUUAUGAAUUGUCCUGAGAUUGUCACAAUCGGUUUAGUCUGGGAUUCAGAACACUCUGACCUGACAGAAGAGGUUAUGCGGAAUCUGGCAACACAACUUUAUCUUCCUGGGCUGUUUUAUAGAGUCACAGAUGAAAAUGCCAAAAAUAGUGAACUUUUUCUUGUGGGAAUGAUUUGCUACACAAGCCGACAUUACUGUGCCUUUGCCUUUCAUACCAAGAGUUGCAAAUGGGUGCUGUUUGAUGAUGCUAAUGUAAAAGAGAUUGGAACAAAAUGGAAAGAUGUGGUCUCCAGGUGCAUUCGAUGUCACUUUCAGCCAUUGUUGCUAUUUUAUGCUAACCCAGAUGGCACAGCUGUAUCUCCAGAAGAUGCUCCAAAGCAGAUUAUUCACUGGUCUCAAUGCAAAGCAGCAGGAGGAAAUGGGGAAGACUUGGGAUUUGAAAAGCAUUCUGCUCCUAAAUCAGACCACAUGAAAGAGAAUGGAGUUGGAGACCCCACUAAUCAAAAGAGUAAUAAAAAACUUCAGCCAGAUAAUACAGUAUUCAGUAGAAGCCAUCUUCAAGCUAGUAGUGGUAGAGGUCCAGCUAAGUUAGGUUACAGCGAUCAAAAGGACAGGCUAAAGGACAUAUCCAGAGAGUGUGCUCAGAAAGCUGCUGAUAUGAAAAACUUCUCAUCUUUACGAAAAGAUGCAGACAGAGGACCAAGAAAAGAGUCUGGGAGACAAAGAGACUUGAUUGGGGAAGAUCGUUCCAAUGUUAAGUCGGGGUCUCCUCCCGUUGGAAAUGGAUUUAGACACUGUGCUGAUCAGCGUAUAUACAGCAGCCAGGGAAGAGGCUCCUAUAAGCAUGACGGUGCACCUCACCAAGCAAAGCUUUCUGUACAAGUGCUUGGAUCAAAUAAAACAGAAGCGUUUCCUGCUGGGGAGAAACCAAUGAUCAGGACCCGGACUGAUGGUGUCACUGGCUAUGAUACAGACACCAGUCAAGACUCUAGGGAAAAAGGAAGUAGCAGCAGCAGCAGAAGCAGAAGUAAAGGUUGGAAACCUAUGCGAGAGACACUAAACGUAGACAGCAUUUUCAGUGAGACUGAGAAAAAACAGCAUAGCCCAAAGCACAAGGUAAAUCCGAACAGUAAAUCUAAGCAUGAAAAGGAGCGAAGCUUUAACCAUUGGCCAAAAGAGAACCAAAUCCAGAAAGGUUUAAUGACUAUAUAUGAAGAUGAAACAAAACAGGAUACAGGAAGUAGAAGUUCACUGGAUUCAGAGGGAAAAGGGAAUGCUGAAAAAAGCAAAGGAUUUACAGAGAGAAAAAUCCACAGUGAUAACUGGCAAAUUCAGAGGACAGAAUCUGGAUAUGAAAGCAGUGAUCAUAUCAGCAAUGGAUCUGCAAAUCCGGACUCGCCCAUUAUUGAAGGAAUCAAUCUGGCAGAUGUCAAGAAUGUUAAAGAAAAUGCUUCCUGCAGGAAGGAAUUGGCAGGGUGUUUGUCAGCUCCCUAUCUGGACUGUGAACAGAACUUGUCAACCAAAAAAGCUGACAAUGUGUUACAUUCAGUAUCCCAGCAGAACAGAAACUUUUAUGACUUGAGGAAAGAUCCAGUCAAUUCAGAAGUUAACUACAGACCUCAUGUUAAUUUCCCGACAGAACUACAUUUGCAGGUGCCCAGUCCUCCAGUAAAGAGAGCUGAAAUGCCUGAGACCAAUAGGAAACUUUACCAAUCAUCAGCUCUACAGCCAGUUCUUAAAGACAUUGUUAAGUCAGAAAGUAGGAACAAGGCAAAUGAACAGAAUUCUUCAGAGUGGCUUAAUCCAGACAAGAUUGAGAAGAUGAAUGUGUCAGUAUAUUGUGCUGAUGGCGUAUCCCACCCCUAUACAGAAAAUGUCUGCGGAAGGAAGCUGAUCAACAAUGACUUUCACUCCUCUUCCCAGCCACAGUCUCAUUAUACAAGAACGUUUGGUCCCAAGGUGGGCUUGUCACCUUGUGUGCCACAGAACCUGUCAGAAAGGCCCAUGGUGCUUCCCCCUCCUGGUGAGCAUGCCAGGCACCCACUCCGAAGGGCGGAUGCUCUUUGGGUGCCUGAAGCAGUGUACCAGAAUCUUCCUCCCCCUUUACCGCCCAAGAAAUACACUCUGAAUGCUUCGCCAGGAUCAGAAAAUAACUCAGCAGCUGAUGUAAAAUCGACAGAAGUGUUGCAAAAUAAUCCGGUAAGGCAAACAGGUACACCUUUAAAAUCUGCAUCAGAAGCAAGCAUAUUUACAAAUGAACAAAGGCUUAAAGAGCCGUUUCAAGGGAAUGAACUGUUUGUUCAUAAACCGGAUUCUCCACCUCGCUUAUCAGUUAAUGACUUUUGGACUGUGUCUGAAAACUUUUUAAAGAAAGGAUCUCGUCAUAUGGGACCAGGUGCUGGCUAUGUGGAUGGAAAUGAUAGUGUAUCCCUAACGACAUAUUUUUCAGUAGAUAGUUGUAUGACUGACACAUACAGGAUGAAAUAUCAUCAGAGACCCAAGCUGUAUUUUACAGAUAGUGGAAGUUUUCACAAAGAAAAACAUCCUCCAUCAGCUGGAGUAGAACUGAGUGCUACAUACCAUGCUACUCUUGAGCCCAGGCAUCCCACAUCUGAGCAAAGGUACAAGGCAAAUGUAGAAGGCAUACACUGCAGUAGAUAGAUUCUUAAAAAAAAAAAAAAAAAAAAAUCUGGAUCUGACUUUUGUAUUUCAUGUAGUCUGUAAAUGGGCACAAACCUUGAAUCUCUAUGUGUGUGAUAACUAGGUACCCAGUUGACUGUACUUUGCUUAGGAGUUAUGACUGUUUAAAUGAAUAUGCAAAUAGAGGUGAACAGAGAAGAGGUGCUAAACUUCUGGUUCUUUGAUUUGUUACUCUAGUUGCCUUAAUGUUUACCUCUGUUACUCAGCUUGUCUUCUACAGUUUAUAUUAAAAAUGGUCCCUUUGCCUGUAUGCAUCUUACAGCAGUGGGAUCAACUAGAUGUUACUAACUUUGUAAGGAGAUUUAAUUAAUUGCAGUUUAAAAAGUGUUCCUUCAGAACGUGGUCACUACAUACUUAGACUAACAGAAGGGAUAAACAUAUUACCAUAUAUAACGCAGUAAAUGUAGUUAAAAUAGAGCAGUAUUUGUCCUGAUAGGUAGCAGGAGGCGACAUAGGUUUUUUUUGACUGACUUCGCUGAGAGUCUGUGCUUUCACAAACCUUCAAGUGUCUUUAAUACAAGUUUACCCAGAGAAUUUCUAACUUUUUAUUUGAAAAGCCUUAAUAAUAAUAAUUCUUUAAAAAUGGUUCUGGUUUGCAAGUGUUAAAUAAGAUUUUCAAAGGGAAUUCAAGUAAACUGCAGUAAUAGACUGUCCUAUUAAUAUACCUGCUCUAUGUUAGUGUACAUUUUUAAACACAUUUACCAGAGUUGUUCACCCUAUAUAUACUUUAACUUAUUAAAAUUAACCACAUAAGCUACAAACUGAUAUAGCAGAAUAGGAUGCUAAUUUUAAAAUACAGUUAUCCUGCAACUAUGAAACAUUAAUUUUGUAAGAUUUUAGAUGUAUUUACUACUUAUGUUCAGUUCUGAUUUAUUCUACAAUUGCAUGCAAAGUCAAUGCUGCUAUUUAUUGAACUUUCUAUGUUUUUUCAGCUUGACAUUUUGAGCAAUGUUUAAUGGGGAUCAGACAUUUGAUUUUACUGGCGUUUUUUCCUAUUCAGAGCAGUCCUACACAUGGAUGUGUUCUGUAUUAGCAAAUCGGGCUGACUAAACCUGCAGCCGUUCGGACUGCGGUGGCUGAGGGGGCAUGAAAAGAGGUUCCUCACUCUUUCUCUGCUCUAGCACCCUGCCCUGCAGUUUUGGCAGCUCUGGCAUUUACCAUGUCUUUUGGUAAACUGACUUAUUUCAGUAACAAAGAGGAGUAUUUAUUUGGCUUUUAUUUGGUUAGUUAAAUCAGUGCACAGAACUAUUUAGUGAGUGCUGAGGCCCAGCACGUGGCCCAGUGAGGGCUGGGGAAGAAAGCAGGGCCAACAGGAUUUCGCCCUCACGGCAGCCCUAAGCAUCAGUGAAAUGACCCACUGUGUCUUGUGUCAGAGGCAGGGGCUUAGAGUUCUCUUUCAGUCUUAACGUAACAUUGAACUAUGUAUAACUUACAAUUAUUGUCAGCAAAGUCUGACACAAUCCGAAAAGGCUAAAUUUUGCCAUUAUUCAUAUUAGAGUGUUAACUUGGGGUGCUGCUGAUUACAUCUAAACAUCAAUGCCUUUUAGUUAUGAAAAUAAUGCAGGAAGGUUAAAUAUGCAUAAUAAACACUCUUGCUUAUACUAGCACUGUUAGUCAGGCUUUUUUAUGUUUAUAAACCUUAUAUGAGUUUUAGUGCUUCAACCAAAUGUUGGCAGUUGUUUAGCAUGAUUAUCCAAGGUAUACAUUUAAACAGUAGUUUUGGUUAUUCUGUGUCAAGGUCAGUUGUUUUUUGUUCGUUUGGGGUUUUUUUUGUUUUUUUUUUUUUAAAACUACAUGUAACUUACAGUAGAACUGGAACAUAUAUGCAACAAACCAGGUAUCUCAGAUUAAUCUUAUUUCUACCUUCUUGAUCAAAAUUUAUUGUAGCACUUGGAAGAAAAAAAAUUCUAGAAUUUGCAGUGCAAAUAAUUAUGCAUGUUUAGGUAUGGCUGCUGAUAAACAGCAACUUAAAAAGAUUAUCCUUUUGUAAGAAAAUCAGUUGAAUGCAGAAAAAGAACCCUGAAAAUGUAAGAACUUGGAAGAUUCCUAAUUGUCGUAUUUUUGAGAUAUUUCAGAACCUGUAAAUUAAACUUUUCUAGUUCAUCUAGCAAUGUUACAUAAUAUAUAUAGCCAGUUACAUAAAACUGUGUUCUAAUACUCGUGUAAAAACAAAGAUUAUUGGAAUUUGUAAAUAAUGUAUAAUUUGUAAAAUGUUUUGCAAAAAUCUUGUAUUUGAAAUUAUAGUAUUUUUAUGUAUGAAUAGCACAGCAACAACUGUGAAUGAUGUUAGAACACUUAUUUUUAAACAUGCAUAGCAAUGUUCAUAUUUCUGUACAAUGAGCAAUAUGAAUGCCUAUUACUGAUACCAAUGAAUUUGGCUUCCAGUAAGCACAACUGGUAAACUUACUUUUAAAGCAGCUGCAGUAGUUUAGAUGUACUUCAGGCUCCUUGCUUUGCUUGAAACAAUCUUACCAGACAACUUUGUGACCCAUGUUUACAAGGUAUUUAAUUAUAGUAAAUAGACAGCUAAUCGAGGCACCUUUGUUUUUAUAUUUGACUCUGCACUCCAUGUAUGUAUGUACGUAAUAUUUGCUAACUAAUAUGUGAUAACUUGUUUUAACUUACCUAGGGUGCCUAUUUAUUUUUUUAUAAAUGUCCCCUUCUGGCUAUAGAUUUGUAUAAGAGCCUAGACAAUUUUUGUAACAGUGAAGACAUUAACAAGUCUUGUAAUUAAUAUAUUUUUCAGUCUUUAGAAUUAUUUUCUUGCAAAGUUCUGCUUGUUCAAACUAUCAGAUAAAAAUUUAAACAUCUUUGUCUUCUGUUUUUUUUUGUAUUCCACACUUUUUUCUAAAAGAAAAAAAGUUGGCCUUCCAGAACUACAUUUUUCCAACAGUGACAGAUAAUACUGCUAUUAAUGGUUAAGUUUUGCAGAGAUGGUGGUUCAGUUACCUUUUUUUGAACAGUAAAAUUAAUCUUCUGAAGUA
Harpia harpyja (harpy eagle) is the source of this 7069-nucleotide messenger RNA. RefSeq names its product ubiquitin specific peptidase 53 (gene USP53). The coding region runs from base 675 to 4046 and encodes 1123 amino acids. The record is from RefSeq and is a predicted model, not a curated record. The transcript has 17 exons. Gene Ontology annotation, cellular component: cell-cell junction. Gene Ontology annotation, molecular function: cysteine-type deubiquitinase activity. Lineage: Eukaryota; Metazoa; Chordata; Aves; Accipitriformes; Accipitridae. Gene Ontology annotation, biological process: sensory perception of sound; response to auditory stimulus; protein deubiquitination.